Arabis nemorensis is the source of this 1347-nucleotide messenger RNA. Lineage: Eukaryota; Viridiplantae; Streptophyta; Magnoliopsida; Brassicales; Brassicaceae. The record is from the annotation of a GenBank genome assembly.
AUGGAUUUGAACGGAGAGUGUAAGGGAGGAGAUGGGUUCAUUGACAGAAGCAGAGUCAGGAUUUUGCUUUGUGACAAUGAUUCCAAGAGCUUGGGAGAUGUUUUCACUCUCCUCUCUGAAUGUUCUUAUCAAGAGGGACCUGAUAUCGAUAUCAUACUGGCAGAAAUUGAUCUCCCGAUGGCCAAGGUGAUGUCGAGGCAAGAUGAGGUUCCUGUUGUGGUAAAGUGCUUGAAGCUAGGUGCAGCUGACUACCUAGUGAAGCCUCUUCGGACCAACGAGCUUCUGAACUUGUGGACACACAUGUGGAGAAGAAGACGCAUGUUAGGACUUGCUGAGAAGAAUAUGUUGAGCUAUGACUUUGAUCUCGUGGGAUCAGAUCCAAGUGAUCCAAACACAAAUAGUACCAACUUGUUUUCUGACGACACAGAUGACAGAAGUCUUAGGCCCACCAACCCGCAGAGAGGAACUUUAAGCCACAAGGAAAAUGAGUGGCCUGUUGCUACUGCAUCUGUUUAUGGUGAUCUUGGUGCUGAUGGUACCGCCACUUCAAGUCCUGCUGCUGCUGCUAUAGAGUCUCUGUUGAAUCAUGUUGGUGAGUCUCACCAUGAACCAAUGAAAAGAAAUAGUAAUCCAGCGCAAUUUUCUUCAGCACCGAAGAAAAGUAGAUUGAAGAUUGGAGAGUCCUCUGCUUUCUUCACAUAUGUCAAGUCUACUGUCCUUGGAACCAACAGUCAGGAUCCUCCUCAUAUCAAUGGAAAUGGCUCACUUCAUCUUCAUCCAGGUAUGGCGGAGAAGCUUCAAGUUGUGGCCAGUGAGGUGAUCAACAACACCAAACAAGCACGCAGAGUUAGAGAGACCGAGAAAAACUAUUCUCAAGGAGAGAACAUACAGAAUGGAGCCACCUAUCCUAAUUCCCUUGAGCGUUCUCGUACGCUUCCCACAUCAAUGGAACCUCAUGGUAGGAAUUACCAAGAAGGAAAUAUGAAUACUGCCCGGGUUGCUAUGAACAGAAGUAAGGAUUCAUCUCAAGUUGAUGCUUCCGGGUUCUCUGCACAAAAUGCCUAUCCAUACUACAUGCAUGGGGUCAUGAACCAAGUUAUGAUGCAAUCAGCAGCCAUGAUGCCUCAGUAUGGUCAUCAACUUCCUCAUUGCCCACCUAAUCAUCUGAAUGGAAUGACAGGAUUUCCUUAUUACCACCACCCAAUGAAUGCAUCGUUACAGCACGGUCAGAUGUCUUUACAGAAUGGUCAUAUGUCUUUACAAAAUGGUCAGAUGUCUAUGGGUCAUCACUCUUGGUCACCAGUAGGAAAUCCGUCUCCUAACGAAGUGAGGGAAGCGCCUUGCUGA